This is a messenger RNA of Beta vulgaris subsp. vulgaris (sugar beet), 2141 nucleotides long. RefSeq lists its product as hypothetical. Bases 170 to 1861 code for a protein of 563 amino acids. The record is from RefSeq and is a predicted model, not a curated record. Lineage: Eukaryota; Viridiplantae; Streptophyta; Magnoliopsida; Caryophyllales; Amaranthaceae. The transcript has 13 exons.
ACAACAAUUUUUUCUUUUUGGGAAGAAAGAAAGAAAUUUCAGAUUUAAUUCUCUCUAAGAAAAAGAAAAUUUGCAACUAGGGACAGUUUUGCAAAACCCUCACCAACGUCAUAGUAGUUGCAAACCCCUGUUAGUUUCAACAGCUUCUCAUUUGCGGCAGGGUUGAAAAAUGGCGUCCAAUUGUACUGAAUCUGCGCAGCAACAACCAGCUUCAAAGAUUCAAAUUUACCCACCUGCUAACUCUGGAGUUUCUCCCUUCUGGAGAGAUAAAUAUGAAAAAGAUGCUAAAAAGUACUGGGAUAUAUUUUAUAAGCGUCACCAAGACAAAUUCUUCAAGGAUCGACAUUACUUGGACAAAGAAUGGGGUUCCUACUUUACUGGGCCUGGAGGAAAAGUUCUUCUUGAGGUUGGAUGUGGAGCUGGAAAUACCAUUUUCCCUCUUCGGGCUACAUAUCCAGAUGUAUUUGUACAUGCAUGUGACUUCUCUCAUCGAGCUAUAAGCUUAGUGAAGUCGCACAGAGAAUACACAGAGAACUGCAUAAAUGCAUUUGCUUGCGAUCUGACGAGUGAUGACCUGAGCAAACAGAUAGCUCCCUCAUCAGUGGACAUUGUAACCAUGAUUUUUGUCUUGUCUGCAGUGUCGCCUGAGAAAAUGUCACUAGUAUUACAAAAUAUCAGAAAAAUUCUUAAGCCAAAUGGCGUUGUACUUUUCCGUGAUUAUGCCACUGGUGAUCUUGCUCAGGAGAGGUUUGCGUGCAAGGAUCAAAAAAUCAGUGAGAAUUUUUAUGUCAGAGGUGAUGGUACACGAGCUUUCUACUUUUCUGAGGAGUACAUGAGAUUUCUAUUUGAAGAAAAUGGAUUUGUUACUGAAGAGAUUGAAUUGUGUUGCAAACAAGUAGAGAAUCGAUCUCGUGAAUUGGUUAUGAACCGGCGCUGGAUACAAGGUGUAUUCUGUGUCACAGAAACGGAGAAUGGUUUGGACCUAAAAACUGAUUUAAACAAGAGUACUCUUCAUGACAAAAGUAUUGUAAAUGAAGUCAAGGAGACUGUUGUUGGAAUGCCUAUUAUUGCUGGAGAAGUCGACAUGUCAGAAGGCGUGGCUGCACAAAUGUUUGGUAUUUCAUCUUCUGAUGAUGAGGUUAUCGAUGUCAGUUUUGGAGACUUUAGUUUCAAGAUAAAGGUGCUCUCUAAAGAGUAUCAACACACUUGCAAAUCAACGGGCUUGAUGUUGUGGGAAUCUGCUCGUUUGAUGGCUUACAUCCUUGCAGAAAAUCCAUCAAUUAUAGCAGGCAGACGUGUUUUGGAAUUGGGUUGCGGUUGUUCAGGCGUGUGCUCAAUGGUUGCUGCUCAUUCUGCUUAUUCUGUAGUUGCAACUGAUGGAGAUUCAAGUGCGCUUGACUUGUUAACCCAAAAUGUCACUGCAAAUCUCACAUCAACACACCUCCGCAGAUUAAUGGUAAGACCACUACAGUGGGGUGAUCAAGAACAUAUUGAUGCAAUCAAAAAAGAGAAUGAUAGAGGCUUUGAAGUCAUCAUAGGUACAGAUGUGACUUACAUUUCUGAAGCUAUUUCACCAUUGUUUGCCACUGCUGCAAAGCUUAUAUCAGCUGAACCCACCUCUGGAGAGCAGCUCGAGCCAGCACUAAUUCUCUGCCAUGUCCUGCGAAGAGUGGACGAGCCAUCUAUACUUUCAGCUGCCUCUAAGUUUGGAUUUAGGCUUGUCGAUAGGUGGCCAGCUAGUGGAAGUCCAAGCCAUACUCAAAACAUUAUGACUUCCUGGUUCUCCAAUAUUAACUCAAGGGACCAGAUUCCGAGUACUGCAUUAAGCGUCCUGUAUUUUCAAAGAGUUAAGUUGAUUUAGAUUUCAGGAUCUCAAAUUGAAAGUUCACUAAAACUUACAAUUUUCAGUUUAGCGAUGCUUCAGGCAUUGAAAUAGCUUUUAAAUUUUUGAUUUUGUAUCAUACAAUCAUUUAUUAUCUUGACAUAUAUUUUCAGAAUAGUUAAAAGGGUGUUAACCUUCAAAUUAUCAAUAAUGAGGGCUUUUGAUUCGAAAUGUUUUUGGUCUAGGAAGAUGAUUACCUGUUGUAUCUUUUCAGACUUUUAGGAAGAUGAUAUUGGUAUGCAGAUAUUAAUUUUGUGCA